Plasmodium fragile is the source of this 2325-nucleotide messenger RNA. RefSeq lists its product as uncharacterized. Gene Ontology annotation, molecular function: protein binding. Lineage: Eukaryota; Apicomplexa; Aconoidasida; Haemosporida; Plasmodiidae. The record is from RefSeq and is a predicted model, not a curated record. The coding region runs from base 1 to 2325 and encodes 774 amino acids. The transcript is spliced from 7 exons.
AUGGAGACAAUUCUUAGGAGACUCAGAAGAUCCAGUGGGAAAAAAAAAAAAAUGGUAGAAGUUGACACAAUUGACGAGGGCGAUUGGGCCCAUGCAGAGACGCUCGACUUGGAAGGAGACCCUUUUGGCUACCCCGAUAAGACGAAAAAAACAAGUGUUAGGAAAAAUGAACGCGAAAAUGAAAAACGAGAAACCAGCUCGGACGACGUCUACAAAUUCCAUGAUGAUUUGGGGGAUGGCGACAGUCAGGCGGUGGAAAAAUAUUUCGCGAGGUCCUUUUCACGAGUAAAUGGAGACGUAACGAAUGGAAGCACCGAUUUUGCAAACGAGUACUACAUAAAGAAGAAGAGAAGUGAGAGACGUGGACACGUUGACGGGGGGAAGUACGAACGUGACGGCACGCUCGAAUAUGAAAUUGGCCGCAAAAAGGGCGACACUCGGCAUGCGCACCUCCAGUUUGAAAGAUACGCUGGAGAAACGAAGGAGUUCUCGGAGGUCGAUGAGGAAGUGAACUCCUAUCCCGAAGUGGACAUGGACGCCAUGCAUGAGGAGCUGUCCCAGUGGGGCGUGCACGACGAGGAGGAGCAGCAUGAUGGGUAUGUAGGGGAAGAGGAGGAUGAGUACGCUUAUGUUGAGGCGGGCGUCAAUGAGGAAUAUGCUGAGGAGGAGGUUGACGAAUAUGCAGACGAAGCGGAUGACGAAGAACUCCCUGAGGAAGCGGCUGACGAGGAGCUCCUUGAGGACGCGGCUGAAGAAGAACUCCCCGACGAAGCUGCUGACGAGGAGCUGCCCGACGUGGACGGGGGUGUGAACUCCAUGCACCACCGCGAGAGGCGCAAGGGUUGCAUGAGGAAUGUAGAAGUCGCAGAGAACAAGAAAACGAUGCCGGACGAACACAAAGGAACAAGCACCAGAGACGGAGAAACCACAGACGCACUUGAAGAGGUAGAAGGGAACGAAGAGUAUGUCGAGGAAAAAAUAGAAGUAUAUAACAAUGAAGAGAUAGAUGAACAAGUAGAAAUUGCACACGUUAAAGGAAAAGGCAGGUGUAUGUUUACAAGGAAAAAUUUAGAACCAGGGAAUAUUAUAUUUGUGGAGAAACCACUGAUAAUUAUUACCCCCGAUUUGAAUGAAGAGUUAUGGACCUAUUUGAAUAAAUUGAACAAUGAAGAAAAUUUUGAGUUACCUCUCAAGUGGCAUUACGCUGCAUUAUGCACUAUUACCACACUUAACGAUAGUGACCUCAAGGCUUGUAUUGACAAAUGGAUUCCUGAACCCGACAGAGACGCAGAUGCAGAUGUGUUCAACGUGUUGGAUAAGGUGUGCGAUAAAAAGGUCGCAAAAAAUGGCCAAGUGCAAUAUUUUUUUAUGAAGAAAAUGAUAGACCCCAAAAUAUACGAUAGGAUCAUACAGGUGUGGCACUACAAUGCCUUUGGCCAUCACACGGACAAUGAGGGACUCGUCCUGUACAACCGCAUUUCCAUGCUGGCCCACAGCUGCAACUCGACUGCCUGCUGGCACUACGGAAGCGACGACAGCUUUGUGUUACGCGCCAGAGUGAAGCUGUCGGUGGGCGACGAGCUGACCAUAUCAUACCUCGGAGACGACGACUUGUACAAGUCCUCCAACAUAAGAAGAGAAAAGCUUACCAACUGGUUAUUCGUUUGCAUGUGCAGCAGAUGUACCAACCCGAUUGAUAAGUCAAGGGGGUUCAAAUGUUCCAUGUGUGGCGUAGGUACGUUCUUCAUCAAGAGCGAGUACGAUGAUGAAAUUCCCAUCGUGACGAAGUGCAACAUCUGCGAAUCGGAAGUAUCGGAGUCCAUGGCGUAUGAGUACAUCGAGUACGAGAAAAGUUACAUAGAGAGGUUACAAGACACAGACAAAACAGACCUGCCAGAUGCACUAGCAGUAUAUGUGCAGGCAGAAAAAAUAUUUACACAGCACUGGAUUAUGUACCAGCUGUACACAAUUUUGUUUGAGGGGUACAGAGAUUCAUGCAAUUGGGAGAAGGCUAUAUAUUAUCAGACGCAGCGAAUCAAAUAUGCAGUGGACGUCAUUCCAAGGGCAAAUUAUGUGCUGGCUUGGUUAUACGAGGAAUUGGGGGAGGUUCACGCGAAUUCCAUAAGCACUGAAAUUUUGCAGUCGGAAAGGGAUUUCACCAUCUCGUAUGAGGAGAAGAAGCGAAUCUGCUCACACUUCCUAAAGUCCAUCCACCUGCUGGAAAUCCUCUGCGGGUAUUCCCACGACUAUUUGAAGGAUUCAUUAAACAAAUACUACCGCAUCGACAGCUUAACGAGCACGGAUGCUCCGCAAAUCGAGGAGUAG